Tripterygium wilfordii is the source of this 2575-nucleotide messenger RNA. Its product is annotated as DNA replication licensing factor MCM5. Gene Ontology annotation, molecular function: DNA replication origin binding; ATP binding; single-stranded DNA binding. NCBI's taxonomy places the organism in Eukaryota, Viridiplantae, Streptophyta, Magnoliopsida, Celastrales, Celastraceae. The transcript has 18 exons. The record is from RefSeq and is a predicted model, not a curated record. Bases 164 to 2350 code for a protein of 728 amino acids. Gene Ontology annotation, biological process: DNA replication; DNA replication initiation; double-strand break repair via break-induced replication. Gene Ontology annotation, cellular component: nucleus; MCM complex.
AAAAUCCCUUUUAGGGUCACAAAAAACCCUGCCCUCAGAAGAGUCGUUGAUCCAACCUGGUACUUGGACUUCGAAAGAACAGGAGCGGAAUCAGUUUCGACGUCUUUGAGAGAGGAUCUAUUCCUAUUCCUGUGUUUUAGAAAGAGAAAGGCAGGAAAAGAAAAUGUCGGGAUGGGACGAGGGGGCAGUGUACUACAGCGAUCAGGCCCAGUUCCCGGAAUCGGCGGCGGAGGCGGCGGCGAACAGCCGCCAUGGAAUCCUCUGCAAAUUCAAGGAGUUCAUAAGGAAUUUCGAGAGCUUGAAGAACGUGUUCCCUUACCGAGAGAGUAUUAUCCACAACCCUAAGUACCUGCUCGUCGACCUCGAACACCUGCUUGCCUUUGACCCCGAUCUUCCUUCCCUUCUCCGAUCGUCCCCUGCGGACUACCUUCCAUUGUUUGAGACUGCAGCCGCAGAGGUACUGGUGAGUUUGAAGCAGAAAGUGCAGGGGGAUAGUGGGGAAAUGGUUGAUGUAGAGGCUAAAGAUGUCCAGAUUUUGCUUACUUCGAAGGAAGAUCCAACUUCUAUGCGCUCGCUUGGGGCCCAAUAUAUAUCCAAACUGGUUAAGAUAGCUGGUAUCACUAUAGCUGCUUCAAGGAUCAAGGCAAAAGCAACUUAUGUGAAUUUAGUAUGUAAGAACUGUAAAAAUAUGAAGGAAGUUCCAUGCCGUCCAGGUCUUGGUGGGGCAAUUGUUCCUCGAUCAUGCGAUCAUAUCCCUCAGCCUGGGGAAGAACCUUGCCCAAUUGAUCCAUGGAUUGUGGUUCCUGAUAAGAGCAAGUAUGUUGAUCAGCAAACCCUCAAAUUGCAGGAGAAUCCUGAGGAUGUGCCUACUGGGGAACUUCCUAGGAACAUUCUCCUCUCGGUGGAUCGCCAUCUUGUUCAGACAAUUGUACCUGGAACAAGACUGACCAUCAUGGGAAUUUACAGUAUCUUUCAAGCUGCCAAUUCUUCCUCUUCCCAUAAAGGAGCUGUCGCUGUUAGGCAGCCAUACAUCAGGGUUGUAGGUAUAGAAGAAGGAAAUGAGGCCAAUUCGCGAAGUCCUACCUCUUUCACGCAAGAAGAGAUAGAAGAAUUCAAAAAAUUUGCCGCUCAACCUGAUGUUUACAAAUUCAUAUGCUCCAAAAUAGCUCCCUCUAUAUUUGGUCAUGACGAUGUGAAGAAGGCUGUAGCAUGUCUUCUCUUUGGAGGAUCGAGGAAGAACUUGCCAGAUGGAGUGAAGUUAAGAGGUGACAUCAAUGUGUUGCUGCUGGGUGACCCUUCUACUGCUAAAUCACAGUUUUUGAAGUUUGUCGAAAAGACAGCUCCUGUAGCUGUUUAUACUUCUGGAAAAGGCUCAUCAGCUGCUGGUUUGACAGCUUCUGUGAUUCGUGAUAGCAGCUCUCGUGAGUUUUACCUUGAAGGUGGAGCCAUGGUUUUGGCAGAUGGAGGCGUUGUUUGUAUUGAUGAGUUUGACAAAAUGAGACCAGAGGAUAGAGUUGCCAUUCAUGAAGCCAUGGAGCAGCAAACUAUAUCAAUUGCCAAAGCAGGCAUUACAACUGUUCUUAAUUCAAGAACUUCUGUGCUUGCUGCUGCCAAUCCCCCUUCUGGACGUUAUGACGAUCUCAAGACUGCCCAGGAUAAUAUUGAUUUACAAACAACAAUUCUUUCAAGAUUUGAUUUAAUCUUCAUUGUGAAGGACAUCAGGAUGUACAGUCAAGAUAAGAUUAUAGCUACCCACAUCAUAAAAGUGCAUGCAUCCGCUGAUGCAGUCUCUGGUGACAGUAAAACAUCUAAAGAGGAGAAUUGGCUUAAGAGGUACUUACAUUAUUGUCGUAGUGGGUGCCAACCUCGUUUAUCUGAAUCAGCGUCCACACAAUUGCAGAACCAUUAUGUCAGAAUCAGACGGGACAUGAGGCAGCAGGCAAAUGAAACAGGAGAGGCUGCUGCAAUUCCCAUUACUGUAAGGCAGCUGGAAGCUGUCGUAAGAUUAAGCGAGGCUCUUGCAAAAAUGAGAUUGUCCUAUAUUGCUACUGAGAAUGAUGUAGAUGAAGCUGUGAGGCUUUUUACCGUUUCUACCAUGGAUGCAGCAAGGUCGGGAAUAAAUCAACAAGUGAACCUAACUGCAGAGAUGGCCAAUGAAAUUAAGCAAGCAGAGACCCAGAUAAAGAGGAGAAUAGGAAUUGGGAACCACAUAUCAGAGAGAAAGCUGAUUGAUGACCUCUCUAGAAUGGGAAUGAAUGAAUCCAUUAUAAGAAGAGCCCUUAUAAUCAUGCACCAGAGAGAUGAAGUUGAGUACAAGCGAGAAAGGCGUGUUAUUUUUCGGAAAGCAUGAUCUGUUGUGAAGUCCUAAUUAAUAUGUAUCCUUAAGUAUGCUCUUGUUUGGGCGCUCAUCUAAGCAUAAUUACGGAUGUUUGUAAUAUUAGUUACAUGUAAAGAAUGAUCUGAUGUUGAAUGGUAGCAGUAAAAGAUGGCUGUCAAUGUCAUUUUCGUAUGAGUAUAUUUUCAAAAGAGACUGUCUGCCAGGCAAUGCACUGGUGGUGAUUCCUAGCGAUUCAAA